GGUGAGAGAUGUGGUUCCCGGGCUGGAUAUUGUUUUUCGUGGUGACGAUGAGCUCCAGCAGCAUGGAGCAACCGAUCUUCUUCAAGAACGUGUUAAAAGGACUGAACGGCGGUGGGACCACGCCGAGGCCCAGAAUUCCCGUCAAGAACGAGAUCACGGCGGUCUACUAUUACGAUCAGACGAUCGCGGUGGUCGACAUCGGGGCUAACAACGAGCUACAAAACUGCGACCUGAUCGAAGUUUACGAGCAAGAAGAAGCUAACGAGGUGUUGAGGAACCUGUCCGUGUCGACGAUACCGAUACAGGUGUCGUUUCCCGAAAUAACGAAGCUCAUGCAACAGUGCGAGUUACUGGAUAAAAUACAACAGGACGUUCUGACGUCCACGAUGUCUAGUAAUUUGAGCAGGGGGACGCGCGUCGUCGGCAACUCGCUGUCCCUUCUUUCGGGCAUUCUUCCAGGAACCAAGUGGUGUGGUACAGGGGACAUCGCAGACGGCUAUCAUGAUCUGGGUCAAGAAGUAGAAAUCGAUAGGUGCUGUCGCAGCCAUGAUCUCUGCCCUGUUAAAGUACGCGCGCAUCGAACGCGAUACAAUCUCACCAAUUACUCCUGGUAUACAAAAUCGCACUGCACCUGCGACGAGGCACUGUACCGCUGCUUGAAGGCGAGUAGGCAUUCAACGGCAGACAUUAUGGGCCACAUUUAUUUCAAUCUAGUGAAAGUACCUUGUAUACAAGACGUUACGAGGGACGACCAUACUUCCAUUGGAAUACGACGAGAAUUUAUUCCUGUCAAAAUGAAUUAUUAAGAUGAUAAUCUUAUCGCAAUAGGUUGUUGUGUAAUUGAUAACGAGCGUAGUUUAUAUUGUAUAAUAACAAUUUUAAUAUUUUUGUAUCGAAACGCUGUAUACAAGUAUGCUCUCGGGAUAGAAAGUCUGGAAA
Messenger RNA from Megalopta genalis, 939 nucleotides. RefSeq lists its product as uncharacterized. The record is from RefSeq and is a predicted model, not a curated record. Gene Ontology annotation, biological process: phospholipid metabolic process; arachidonate secretion. NCBI's taxonomy places the organism in Eukaryota, Metazoa, Arthropoda, Insecta, Hymenoptera, Halictidae. Gene Ontology annotation, molecular function: A2-type glycerophospholipase activity.